Messenger RNA from Cuscuta campestris, 975 nucleotides. NCBI's taxonomy places the organism in Eukaryota, Viridiplantae, Streptophyta, Magnoliopsida, Solanales, Convolvulaceae. The record is from the annotation of a GenBank genome assembly.
AUUCGGUUAUCAUUGAAGCUAAUUUAGCUCCAUAUUUUAGUUAAAUGAUUUUCGAAUUCAUACGUGAAUCUUUUUUGUGACUUGUGUUUUGUAAAAUUUUAAGGUAAAUGAACUUCUUAGCCACAUAAGUUGAACGUUUUCCUUAAGAUUCGUUAUAAAGUGAUUGUUUAUGUCUUGGUGUUCUUGUUUGUUAUUUUCAUAAAAAUUGGGAUUGUUUAAGCGCAAUAAACAACUCUUGAUUUAAUGAAAAUAUGUAAUGUUCUUUUAUGUGAAUAGAUUAAAAUUCNUUCAUGAAUACUUUGUGCAUGGGAGUUAGAAUGAAAGAAAGAUUCGCUCUUUUAUAAACUUUUUCAUCUUUUGGAAUCAUUGUUUGAGCGCUUGAGGUACCCCGUUCAUAAAAUCAGGGGGAACCAUGCAAACAGCGCUAAUUCUUCAUCAUCAUGGGCAAAGACAAGAGCAGGGCAGGAACUUCCGGGAAAUCCAAUCCAAAUCCCGCGCGCCUGCAACGACCUCUGAGGAACGCCUCUACUACGGCGACGGGUCGUACCUAUGGUUCGAUUCCGAGGAGGAGUGCACCCGCUUUCUCACCUUCUUCUCUAAACGGGUUGUGGCUCCCCCGCGGAUUGUCCUAGAGCGUUUACCAGAGUUACAAGGCUACGACUUCCUCGACGCACAGCUCCACCAAACCGGCCUAUGGCCGUUCGUCUCCAAGGCCCAGAAGGAGAUCAACCCGGCGCUGAUUCGGGCUUUCUACUCAAAUCUCCGCCGUGAGGAUGACGUCAUCUAUAGCCUCGUCAUGUCCACGCCGAUUGAACUUGUAACACCCACCUUCUGUGGACCCGGUUCACUCGUGACCCAACGGACCGGUAGGGUUACAUGGGGCGGUCCGAGAACAGUCUGUAGUGGAAAACAUUAAUGCUCAUUUAUUAUGAAAACGGUUAGGUUUAAUUGGUGGAAUAAAUUCUAGGGAGUUAC